Molecule: messenger RNA, 2077 nt
Organism: Planococcus citri (citrus mealybug)
Lineage: Eukaryota; Metazoa; Arthropoda; Insecta; Hemiptera; Pseudococcidae
Product: ribonucleoside-diphosphate reductase subunit M2 B-like
Exons: 5
Coding region: 261-1385 (374 amino acids)
Biological process (GO): deoxyribonucleotide biosynthetic process
Cellular component (GO): cytosol
Molecular function (GO): ribonucleoside-diphosphate reductase activity, thioredoxin disulfide as acceptor
Source: RefSeq, a predicted model, not a curated record
AUCACAAAAUCAUGUGUUUUUCGAUUUCGGCGGCAAAAUGAACAAAAUGUCGAGAUAAUUUGCCACAAAUGUACAUAGAAUUUAGCCUACGUGAUGUAGUAAGAGUAGGAGAAAUUGAAGUAGAAGUACUGACCAGAUUUCGCGGUUUUUUUCAGUGCGGAAAUUAGUGUCGUGUCUCUGAAGUUCAACUUUGAAUCUAUCUUUUUUGCUGUUUGAAUUUCGGUUUAAUAUUUCAACUUUUAUUUCAUUAAUUCGCAAUUAUGUAUACUGCUACCAAGAAGCUAUCCAACUUUACCAUCAACGAAAGUAACUUGAACGAGGAUAAGGAGAAUAUCGCCUACAAUGGCCGAUCCAUUGAAUCGUACAAACCUAAGGAAGUCCAUGGCAUGACCGAACAUCGGAAGAAAUUCAAUCCCGAAAUAGAACCUUUAUUGAAGCCUAAUCCUCGUAGAUUUGUCAUAAUGCCGAUCAAGUAUGAUGACAUAUGGGCCAUGUUUAAAAAAGCAGAAGCCUCGUUUUGGACAGCUGAAGAAGUAGUCUUAGACAAGGAUUUCAGAGAUUGGGAAAAACUGAAACCGGAAGAAAAGAAAUUCAUCUCACACGUCUUGGCAUUUUUCGCAGCUUCGGAUGGUAUCGUAAACGAAAAUCUGGUCGAACGUUUCUUCCAAGAAGUUCAGAUCCCUGAGGCUAGAUUUUUUUACGGAUUUCAAAUCACCAUUGAAAAUGUGCAUUCCGAAAUGUACAGUUUAUUGAUCGAUACGUACAUUAAAGAUCCUACUGAACGAGAUUUUCUAUUCAAUGCGAUUGAAACGAUGCCCUGUGUUAAGAGAAAAGCAGAUUGGGCAUUGAGAUGGAUUGCUGAUAAAGAUGCGACUUUUGGAGAAAGGAUUAUUGCGUUUGCGGCCGUCGAAGGCAUUUUCUUUUCUGGAAGUUUUGCUGCGAUAUUUUGGCUUAAAAAGAGAGGCCUAAUGCCUGGAUUGACUUUCAGCAAUGAAUUAAUAUCUAGAGACGAGGGUUUACAUACCGAUUUUGCGUGUUUGAUGUUCAAACAUUUGGUUCAAAAACCCAGUGUUGAAGAAAUUACCGAAAUUAUUCGUGACGCUGUUAUAAUUGAACAAGAAUUUUUGACCGAUUCUUUACCAGUAUCGAUGAUUGGAAUGAAUAGCGAAUUAAUGAAGACGUAUAUUGAAUUCGUCGCCGAUAGAUUAUUAUUAGAAUUGAAUUGUCCUAAGUUGUACAAUUCUCAAAACCCGUUCGAUUUCAUGGAGAAUAUAUCCUUGAAUGGAAAAACGAAUUUCUUCGAGAAGAGAGUCGGUGAGUAUAAGAAAAGCGGAGUUAUGUUUCCUUCUGGCGAAAACGAAUUCAAGUUAGAUGCGGAUUUUUAAUUUAUCUAUGUUUUAAAAUUUCUUGUUGUGUGUUAUAAUUCUAGUUUUUUGUAUAACUGUAUUAAAACUUAAAAGACCUAUUAUUUUAAUCUUUACGUUAGGAGAUUUCUUUGUAAUAUUUUUUUCACAUUUUCGAUUUCCUUUUUAAACGAGUUCUUUACUUUAAUAUUCUAAGUUACUUUUUACUGUUUAAAAACAGAAUGUAUGAUCAUUUUCUCGGGUAAUCGCAUGCCUGAUGGAUAUCAGUAGACUUUAUUAAUAGAUUUUAAGUUUGAAUGGUGUACCAUAGAAUGGGUGUUAUUAGAUGUAUUUAUUGUGAUUUUUGAAAAAGUUGUUCUUUUGAUAAGCGAUGCUCUUUCGAUAUCAAGAUUUCCAAGUCGAACAUAUGACUUUAAUAACUGCAGUUUCGUAUGUAAACCUGUAUUAUUUUGUAUUAGUUCGUAGUUAUUUAUUCCCAUCUCUGAGAACGUGUCAUGUAAAUUGAAAUUUAUAUCGAACAUUACCUACGUUGUUUUGAUUUUUAAUUCAGAGAUUCAUCACUAUUAUAAUUUAUAUUUGAGACUAAUUUGUUGAUAAUUUUUACCUAAAUUUAAUGGUUUUUGUGACUUAUUUGGUUGAUCGAUGUAGAGCAAUCCGAACAUCUUAGUAGUUUGAUUUUAUUUAAUUUUUGUAAUAAAAUUUUCCAUUGAAAA